AUGGCUUCAUCCUGCAUUCUCCAAUCUGAAGAGCAGUUCCUGUGCUCUAUAUGUCUGGAUGUGUUCACUGAGCCAGUCACCACUUCAUGUGGACACAACUUCUGCAUUGCCUGUAUCACAAAGUACUGGAAAAGCAUGGACCUGUGUCGAUGUCCACUGUGUAAUGAGAAAUUCUCCAGACGACCUAAGCUUCGUGUCAACACAACUUUCAGAGAGGUUGUAGAGAAUUUUAAAAAGAUGAGAAACAGAGGUAAAGAUGAGUCCCCUGCCAAACGUAUAAAAGUGUCCUGUGAUGUCUGCACUGGGACGAAGCGCAAGGCCCUGAAGUCCUGCCUGGUGUGUCUGGCUUCCUACUGUGAGACUCACCUGGAUCCUCAUCAGAUAGCCCCACCCUUAAAGAGACACAAACUGAUCGACCCUGUGAAGAACCUGGAAGACCGGAUGUGUAAGAAGCAUGGAAGACUCCUGGAGCUGUUCUGUAGGACUGACCAGACAUGUGUGUGUCAGUUCUGCACUGAGGGAGACCACAAGACUCAUGACACUGUCCCUAUAGAGGAAGAGUGUGUAGAGAGGAAGGUUCAGCUGGGGAAAACUGAGGCAGAAGUGCAGCUGAUUAUCCAGGAGAGACUGAAGAAGGUUAAAGAGAUCAGACUCUCAGUAGAUCUCAGCAAGAGAGAUGCAGAGAGGGAGACAGCAAAGAGCGUGCAGGUCUUCACUGCUCUGGUGCGCUCCGUUAAGAAAAGCCAGGUUGAGCUUGUUCAGGUAAUUAAGGAGAAGCAGAAAGCAGUAGAGAGGCAGGCUGAAGGGUUCAUUAAAGAACUGGAGCAGGAAAUCACUGAGCUAAAGAGGAGAAGAACUGAUCUGAAGCAGCUCCCACACACUGAGGACCACCUCCGACUUCUCCAGAACUACCCAUCCCUAAUGUACAAACCUCCACCCACCAAGGUCUGGUCUGAGAUCAGUGUUCACAGAGAUCUGUGUGUGGGGACUGUGAGGAGCGCUGUGUCUCACCUGGAGGAUAUACUGAAUAAAGAGAUGGAGAAGCUGCCUGAAGUCAAACUGAAGAGAAAUCAGCAGUAUGCAGUGGAUGUGACUCUGGACCCUGAUACAGCAAACCCUUGGCUCAUCCUGUCUGAGGAUGGGAAACAAGUAAAACAUGGAGACACACCACAGAAUCUUCUAGACAAUCCAAAAAAGUUUGAUUGUGAUCCGUUUGUCCUUGGAAAGGAUGGCUUCUCCUCAGGAAGAUUUUACUAUGAGGUGACGGUUAAGGGUAAGGCUAGAUGGAAUUUAGGAGUGGCCAGAGAGUCCACUGACAGGAAGGGGAUUAUCACACUGAGACCUGAGGAUGGACUCUGGACUGUGUCCCGAAGGGAUGAGAAUGUGUACCUUAACUGUACCUCACCCCCUGUCGUCCUCUCCCUGAGAAAGAAGCCCCGGAAGGUGGGUGUCUUUGUGGACUAUGGGGAGGGUCUCGUCUCCUUUUAUGAUGUGGAGGCCAAAUCUCAUAUCUACUCUUUCACUGGCUGCACCUUUACAGAGAAACUCUUUCCAUACUUUGGCCCUUCUGAUAAUGAUGAUGGUCAAAACUCAGCCCCUCUCAUCAUUGCUCCUGUCAAUCAUACAUACUGAUUAAACAAUGCAGUGCGAACAGUUAAUUAACUAAUUACAUUUACAUAUCAUUAAAUAUAUUUAGUCAGUUGACAUGAAAUGUGAAUAAAAUUUCCAUGGAUAUCCUCUGAAAUCUCAUAAUGAAAUUAAAAUUGAAACUUCUUUACUCUUUAGGGACAGAUUAAAUAUUACUAGGGGAGGGGUGCCACAACAUAGGGGAGGGUUGUCAAACCUUUUUUAUUUCUUUGGGUAGGGCACAGGUGAGGGUAGUGCGUUUUUUCCAUGGUUUACAUUCGCCAUUCUUCUCAUAUUUUCUCUGUAAACAUUGGCUUGACUUACUUUUGAUAUUACCCUAAUUAAGUUUAGAAACAUUUGGGAAAGGUUUGGUAUGGUGUGGCUAUUAAGCUUUAGCUACUGCAGGCCUAUGAUAUGAAGGCAGUGCACCCCUGUCACGUUGUAAAAAUGAUUGGAGACAGGCGCAGGAAUACAUGACACCUCAAGCCAUUGUAAAUCUUAAGGCAGCAGACAAAUCCUUUGUCCUGUCAGUGGAGGAUUGGAAUGUAUGGUUGGCCUAUGGAGAACCUACCGCAGAGCUGUAACAUGGAAUAAAUGGACUUUGGUACAUAUUUUAUCAGCUGAAAUGAUGGUAACAAUGCUAGAUGACAUAUGAAAAUGAAUGUUGUUUUUGUUAUGUUAUUAAAAGUUAAAUGACGACAUUAUAACGGAAAGAUUGUAACUUGACAGGUUUUCAUAAUAUGUACGUGAUGUUUACAAACUGUGCGCUGUGUAGAAAAUAUCCAGAUCAAAGAGAAUAUUUUUGUAACAAUUAACUAUUAUUUAAUUGUCUAACGAGACCAUAGUACAUUGUGAUACCUUGCCUCGUAACUAGAUACGCCCCAGAGAACUUGCCAUAUAGACCGAAAUGCCCCUUUGUGACCCGGGGGUAUAAGAAUGUACAUACCACAAUAAAACGGACCACAGCUGCAGCGUGAUCUAAGAUAGUCACAACCCCACAAACUCAAUAUGAGGAAGAGGACAAAGGAACCUCUUAACAAUCAAGGCUACGGUUGCUUACUGUAUCUAAGAAAGGGGAAUUCAAGAAGAACCAGCUAGUUAUUCUCUUCAAAUCCUCGGUUGUCUACACGGCCCUCCUACCAAAGCUGGGAGCGUCGACACGGUUGAUUAUCCUCCGAAUAAGACUACUCUCACAGAACGAGUGCAAGGAAACAGACAACCAACAGAAAGGACAUUGUGACAUCGUGUGGACAAUCAGAGACUUACACCCGGUAACGAAGGAGACAGCCAUCAGAUGAAAAGGGCUUCGGCCAUCCUAUCCCAAUAAGCGGAACUCGGUCCACGUAAAUAUACCCAAAAGAGACUUUCAACAAGUAAAUACAUUCAUUAUAAUUCUGACCCAUAAGAGCGGUAGUUCGGGGCAAGGUGUUAGGGCUAAACUAA
Messenger RNA from Salmo salar (Atlantic salmon), 3069 nucleotides. Its product is annotated as E3 ubiquitin-protein ligase TRIM21-like. The record is from RefSeq and is a predicted model, not a curated record. Lineage: Eukaryota; Metazoa; Chordata; Actinopteri; Salmoniformes; Salmonidae. Gene Ontology annotation, molecular function: zinc ion binding; protein binding.